AUGGCCACGAAGCUCUUCGACUCUUCCAAGCUGCAAGCCUUUGGCAACGCCGCCGCCGGACACGACGGCGUUCUCAGCGAUGAAUCCGGUGCCGUAGUAGUAAAGCCGUGCACAGCUGCUGAAAUUACUUUCUACGAGACCGUGGCCACGUCACAUCCUGACCUCCUCCCACAUUUACCCAUCUUCAUGGGCCAGCUAUCUCUCGACUCCACAGCCGACGCCUCCGAAGACACCGGGACCUUUGCGACCGCCGAUGGCGCAAUCGAGCGCCUCCACGGCAAAAAGCUCAGCACAGAUCUACACAUCGUGCUCGAGAACAUUACACACGGGUUCAAGAAGCCGAACGUCCUGGACCUGAAGCUUGGCGCGCAGCUGUGGGACGACAAUGCAAAGCCAGAGAAGCGCGCACGACUCGACAAAGUGAGCGCCGAGACAACAAGCGGAAGUCUAGGCUUCAGGAUAGCGGGCAUGCGAACGUGGAUGGGGGUCUCCCCGCCUGACGUGCCUGAAGAGCUGAAGGAGUAUGUCGAGCUGGAGAAAGAGAGCGGUUACUGGGUGCACAACAAGAUGUAUGGGCGCAAGUUCAGCGCCGACGACAUCGAUGAGGGGUUCAACGCCUUCUUUCCCCGAAAGACAGACGCCGAGAUCGCGAGGGCGCGAGAGCUGCUUGCGUACUUCCUCGGUGAAGUCAAGGACAUCCAAGAGGCUUUUGAGGCCAAAGAGAGCAGGAUGUACAGUGCGAGUAUACUGCUGGUAUACGAGGGCGAUGUCGACGAGUACGAGAACACAAAGAAGGUGCUGAGAUCUGCACGGCCAGAAACAGAAGACGAGGAUGAGGACGAAAACGUGCCGAAGUUGGCGGCAGUCAAGUUGAUCGAUUUUGCACAUGCAACGUUUGUGCCCGGGCAAGGGCCCGAUGAAAACGCGCUCAAGGGCAUGAGGAGCACAGCAACCAUCUUGAAGCGCUUGUUGGACAAGGCUGAGCAGGAUGCUUGA
This is a messenger RNA of Ascochyta rabiei, 996 nucleotides long. RefSeq lists its product as uncharacterized. The record is from RefSeq and is a predicted model, not a curated record. Lineage: Eukaryota; Fungi; Ascomycota; Dothideomycetes; Pleosporales; Didymellaceae. Gene Ontology annotation, molecular function: inositol-1,4,5,6-tetrakisphosphate 3-kinase activity; inositol hexakisphosphate kinase activity. The transcript has 2 exons. Gene Ontology annotation, biological process: phosphatidylinositol phosphate biosynthetic process; inositol phosphate biosynthetic process. Bases 1 to 996 code for a protein of 331 amino acids. Gene Ontology annotation, cellular component: cytoplasm; nucleus.